Trematosphaeria pertusa is the source of this 4932-nucleotide messenger RNA. RefSeq lists its product as uncharacterized. The transcript is spliced from 7 exons. The coding region runs from base 281 to 4525 and encodes 1414 amino acids. NCBI's taxonomy places the organism in Eukaryota, Fungi, Ascomycota, Dothideomycetes, Pleosporales, Trematosphaeriaceae. The record is from RefSeq and is a predicted model, not a curated record.
CUCCCAUUCUGAUUUGAUUCCCAGUUGAUAUCUCGCGUCUCUUCGGACCGCCUUGUUUCGUCGAGGGCCGUUCGCAUUCGAAGCUGGAUACUGCCGCAGCCUUGGAGGGCAGCCACGGGCUGUGUUGAGCAAGGCUGACACAGCAUAGCCUCACAUCAUGACAUCUUCCUCGUUAGCUUUCUCAUGCGCUCUCCUCCCGAUGCCGCUUUGAAUCGGACAGUCUGCUUUUCGCACUCCAAAUAGGUAUCUUGAUUCCCCCUGAGGCUUGGGCACGGUGACAAUGGCCGGCCCGAACGGCCACCCAUCUGGUGGCAUAGGAGAGUCUGUAUUCGUCAAAGCACGGGACCAGUUCUUGACUUCCCUACUGCCAAACGAGAAGGCUCUGUUCGCCACCUGUGACUCGGCUGAGCAAUUGAUCAAAGACAUACAAUCUCUUCCGUCUGUCACGAAGAAUUCCGCUCUCCGAAGGAGCGUCCGAAAUCUUGAUAGUUUUGGCAAGAACCUUUCACCAUAUUUUGAUGCCAUAGGUUGGAUUGUGCAAUCUCAUCCCGAGUUUGCGGCCGUCGGAUGGGGCGCUUUCAAACUUGUGUUGCAGAUUGCUAGCAAUUACACCUCAUUCUUUGAGAAGCUACUUCGAACCCUAAACCGGCUGGCCGCCGCAUUCCCGCCGUAUACGCGCCUCGCGAAAUAUCACCACGACGAGGCUCCCGCGGAACACAUGUCCGCCGGAAUUUACCACGGCAUUUCGCAUCUUUACGAUGCCCUAUUCCGUUUCCUGCAUCAAGUUCUGCGUGUCUUCCGAAGAAAGGAUGGCACGCCGAAGGGAGCACUAAGCGUUGCCAUGAGCAUCGCCUGGAAGCCGUUCAGUCUAUGGUUUAGCGACUUACUUGAAGAUAUCGAUCUGCAUCGAAAGGUGGUCAAUGCCCAGAUAGACAUAUUUAUCUGCGUCGAAUUGCAAACAAUAGCAACGAAGCUGGAAAACAAUCAAACGAUCCUUGAAGAGAGUCAAACAAUCGCUGAAAAGAAUCAAUCGAUCCUCCGACAGACCUUGGAGCAAAUGAUGAAGAAGCAGGAGCGAAAUGCCCAGGAGGCCCCUACUGAAAGCAGAGCGAACAUCAUAUCCCGGCUGCGACAAUGGAUACAUGCACCCGAGUUUGCGCUAGAAUUUGAGAAUGCUUUGGCAACCCGCGAGGAAGGGACUGCAGAGUGGCUUUUCACUGAUCGCGCAUUUGCCUCAUGGAGGAGCCGAAAUGCGGCAGGGGGCACAUUCUGGGUGAAAGACAUGGUGCUGUGGGUCCAUGGUAACCCUGGCAGCGGAAAAACCGUUCUUGCUGCGUCGACAUUGGAGGAGCUUCGAAGUGAUCCUGACGCGAAUGUUUGCUAUUUUUUCUUCCGUGCGAAUGACACCGACUACGAGAGGCCCGAACACGCCUAUCGGUCCAUUUUGGCACAAACAUUGCAAUUCCAUCGUCACGACCCGCGCAUCCUCGAUAAAUUCACCUUCGUGCUUGAAGAGCAAUCGUCCGGGCAGUCCGAGGUCUCUGCGCGGGAGGCCCUGGAUCUGAUCAAGCUUUGUGCCGCCGAUGGGUUCAUCCAAUACAUACUUUUGGAUGGGUUGGACGAGUGUGUCGACUGCCUCAAGUUAGCGCGUCUUUCCUCUGGCUUACCCGCGGCUCUUUGCGAAAGCCCAACAAAGUUGAUUCUUUUCGGCAGGCCUCAUCUCGAAUUCCAGCCGCUUUUAUCGCAGUGUACCGCUGUUGGGGUCCACAAUGCAAACUCAGGAGAUAUCGAGAUCCUGAUACACAGACGCUUAGAAUGCUUUCUCGACGACGGCCUACUACCUACGGAUGCAGAUGUUGCCGAUCUCUGCCGGAUACUACAUACGGGCGCUGAUUCCAUGAUCCUGUGGGCUCACCUCAUGCUAGAAUUCCUAGUAUCGCAUGCUCUGACUGCCUCCAAGCGCAUGGAUAUCAUCAGGAGCGUUGCGAUGCCGGAAGGCUUAGACAAAAUGUACGACAGAAUCAUCGAACAUCUUAUGGAUAAAGCUUCAGUCGAGCGGCAACUAUCGGUCUGGCUUCUUAUGUGGCUGUCCUUCUCUGGGCGACCCCUUUCCGCUACUGAGUUACCAAUCACGACCAUGCUGAUGGACCCUGAAAAGUCAGUGAUGGCGGUUGACUUCACCAAUUUCGAGCGCACCGUCAUCUCUACGUGCUCUUCCCUAGUUGAGGGAUCCCAAAUGCUGGAUCCAGUCCACCAGAAGAUCGUUCCCUGUUACCGGCUCGUUCACCUGUCCUUGGCCGAGUAUUUCCAGACCAGGGGCACAAAGGCAAUACAGCAAUUCAUGGUUUCUCCUUUAGAUGCGCAUCGCACGUUGGCGAGAUGUUGCCUUCAGUACCUUUGCCACCUUGGACCCGUGCGAUGUUACGAAGGUACUAAUGGCCAAUCUCUCGAGUCUACCCUUUUCGACGAGCAAUUUCCACUCUGCUCUUAUGCUUCGCUAUACUGGAUCUACCAUCUCCGUGAAGUUGAGGCAAUGAUGGAGAAAGAGCAGAAGAUCUCUGUCCAGACUGCCUUCACUCACGUCAGCAUACCGCAGAACGACCCUCUGCGAUAUCUCGGAGAGCUUUUUGGACGCAGUGAAAAUUUGCUGGGUUACAUUCAGGCCAAAUACACGUUCAGGCCUACAAGCGGUGAGCAGCACCUUAUGAAGGAAUGGGCCGAGCGUGCUUUGCUACGUUACAUCAAGAGCGGCCAAUGCGCUGAAGUUACACGGAUCCUUCAGGACCUCUGCGAAUUCGUGGCCUACCUUGACCUGCUUGAUUGCGAGUGGGGAUCAAAACUCACUCUGAGCCCUAGCCUGAUAUGGCACGAGGUUACUGGGCUCACGCCUUGUCGUCUCAUUGCACACGUUACAACUAAACUAUAUCCCGUCGCUGCGUCAAAUGAGCGGCAACCGGAUCUGAGCACCGAACCGCUCUCUCAAAUUUCGGAAGUCAAUAAAGAACAAACCCGUCUUUCCAUUCUGACAAUCUGGCCUUCACGCGCAUACGAAGAGCAGAUUGCUACAACUCAUGGUUCUCCAGCGGUGGUCAGCCAGUUAUGCUCUGGCUGGAUGGCUCAUUACGAACUCUGGCGAAUUGAAGAGCGCCCUGAACGCAUCGCCUGUAUCGAUGUGCCUCUAGACGAAGAAGACAUCUGGCGGCAGUGUUGUCACAGCCUCUCCUACGUGGUGACUGAGAAAGGAACUCAGGAAUGGAGGCUUCAAUUUCCAGUCGCGAUCAGUCCAUGCCUCCACAAAUUCGCCAUACUACGCACCAUUUUCGCAGUCGAGGCCACCGAGGCGAAAACUGGUGUUAUAUUACGACGUGGAAAAUUACCCCUUGAGUUGUAUAAAAUGGUCCGAAGCGCCUGGCCCCCCGAUAAUCCAAGGCCAACGGAUCUCAAUCCUGGCUUUGAGCGGCCUUCGUACGGGAUGGAUACCUACAUGUACUGGUUGGCUUUCGACCCAUCCGGAGACUUACUAUUCUUCAUCGAUCGAAUCCCGCGGCACGUCGUCAACAUUGGGUGCUUCCACAUUUCAGCGCUUUCCCACACCAUCGAUUUUUGUCCAACAGCCCCAAUGUCUGCAUUUAGCGACAAUCUCUACCAGCAAUCCUCGCUGGAAAUCAACAUCACAAGACCUGCAUUCCAUCCUAAUCAUUGCCUCAUCGCAUUUUACUGGGGUUCUACCGCUUACUUAUGGUCAUACAAAGAUGAAUCUUGCGACUUUCCCAGAGGAUUGCUCGCAGUAUCAGAACUGUCCAACGAGGAUAAGAACCAGAAGCUAUGGAAAGCCUACGAGGGAACAGGUGGCGCAGAAUCUAUAUGCUUCUCGGGGGACGGGAACUACCUUGUCUUGCAGGUACCCUUUACUGUGGAUCCGGUGGUCAUCCCUAUUCCCGACCGUGUUCUUUCCAACAGCGAACCAUUACCCCAAUUCCUAGAGGGUAAGAUCGGAAACCAGUCAGAUUCUACAUCUAAUCGCCACAUGCCAUCAGAGGAGAGCCGGAUGGAUAUUGCGAUCAGGAGCAAAAGCCCCACGACCAUCGGAGGAGACGUGAACAUAGGCGCGCUCACCGGAGGGAAGAACAGCACUAUCAGAUCCACCACCUCCACCGCAAACAUCAACGUCGAGCUGCAGCUAUCCCACAAAGACGUCCACACAGGCGCAAGCCGCCAAGCCAGCAUCCAGCUCCUCCAGCUCCCAACCUCCUGGGCCGCUCUCAGCGCACUCAAAGCCUCCGUCCGCAUGCACCCGACGAAACAGGAUCUCAUCCGCAUUAUUCUGCGGCAGGCACAACGGCCCUGGUACUCUUUGAGCGAGGCGCAAAAGCGCAAGGCCCCGGCCGUCGUGGAUCGGCAGCUUUCCGAUGUGAAGCGCCAAGCUUUUACCAUUGUGAGCCAGGUUGAGCCUAGGUCGCUGCGCUUUGAAGCUUCUGGGAGGACGGAUGCCGAUGUGGAUGAGAAGGUGCAGACCGAGGAGUGAUGAUGAUCACCGGUUCGGGCGACUUGGGUGGUCAAGGCAUCCCUCACGAUGUGGAUCUGUGGCGGAAAAGACGCGGGAUAGAGGCUGUGGGCGAGUUCGCGAGCGGGCUAAGGCGCAAGAUGUGGCAAGGCUGAUCGAGAAAUCAUCUACAGUUCUGCGAGAGGCUCCACUUUGAAGCGUUCGGGCGUGUUGAGAUAUUCGUGUGAUGGGGAUUAGAAGGCGCAAUGAGGAGCAAUGUCGAUGGACGAAGUAUUUGUGAUGAGGAAAGGGACAGAGCCCCAGUUAGAACGAUGUGAUUGGUAUUCGACGACCAGACAUCGUGCCUGGUUCGUUACAGCGUGCUUGGGAAUUCGUAACUACAUUGCUGUAAUCCCAGCAUGCUCCAGCCCUAUAGCAAUCUCUCAUUC